Molecule: messenger RNA, 1243 nt
Organism: Rubroshorea leprosula
Lineage: Eukaryota; Viridiplantae; Streptophyta; Magnoliopsida; Malvales; Dipterocarpaceae
Source: the annotation of a GenBank genome assembly
GGACCCUGAAAAAAAGAGAGAAAAUUUUUAGUUCUAUAGAGAGUCAAGACAGAAGGAUACUAGAGCACAGAGGAGAAGAAAAUGGCUAGGACCAAGUUGGUUCUCAAGAAAAUUGAGAACAGAGCAUAUAGGCACAUAACCUUUGCCAAAAGAAAAACUGGGCUUGUCAAGAAAGCUUAUGAACUUUCAACCCUCUGUGAUGUGGAGGUUGCUCUAAUCAUUUUUUCCCCAGCUGGAAAACUCAUUCUUUUUGAGGGGAAGAAAAGGCUAGAAGAAAUUGUGUCACAUUAUUUGGACAGCCCUGCUAGGAAGCGUGGAUGAACCAGUGGAAGUUUUGUGAGCAUUAUUGAUUCUCAAUUGGAGGAUGUCCAGAGACAAAUCCUUGUUGUCACUUCCCAGCUGCAAGACGUGGAGAAUGAACUACAGUAUUUUGUGAAAAGUCCUGCCUGCAUCAAAUCACCGAGCGACUUGGAAUACCAUGAGAAGAUCCUGGAGAACACAUUGCAACUUGUCCGCAUGCGCAAGGAAGCUUUAGAAGCACAAAAGAGUGUCCCACCAACUCUGGAGACACCAUUUUAUCCACAAGCUUCAAGCUCCCAUGGUUCCUCAUUUUACUCUCGGAGUUACAACUUGAUGGAUUGGCCUUCACAGAGAAAUUUCCAAUUUCCAGGAAAUUUCACUCAACCAAAUGGCUUUCAGCCUCAAAGGAAUGGACUGGAUACUUUGGCUGGACUGCCCCCAUCCCCAAUAACAUAUCUUCAUGGGCAUGGAGACCUGGCUGGGAAUGAAAUGAGCCAUCAUCCUGAUCAGGUUGCUAACAAUGUGCUCAAUCCAGGGUCUGGAAUUGUCAAUUUCUCUUCAACAAUGAACAUCGUGAAACAGGUAACCGCAAGUACCAGUACUGCACAGCAGAGUAUGGGUCGCAAUGAAAAUUACUCAGACCUGGACCCUGCCUUCUGGUUUCCCCAUUGAUACAGGGGACAAGGUGAAUCUUAUCUUGAAUCCAACCUAAAUAAGUUUUACCUUUAAUGUCUCAUUAGAAACUUCAGUGCAAUGAAUAACUGAUGCAUUUUCAGUGGAUUUUGGCAAUAGUAAUGACUUAGUGUUGCAGUUACGAUUUUGCUUCUUUUCAUGGUCAAACUUGAGAUGGUAGAAUGUUUACAUUUUUUCAUGGUAUGAUGAAGAAUCUAGUUUCUUGAUGGGGAUUAUACUUACAUGAAGAUAUUAAAAGGUUAGCUUUAAC